Molecule: messenger RNA, 345 nt
Organism: Phytophthora megakarya
Lineage: Eukaryota; Oomycota; Peronosporomycetes; Peronosporales; Peronosporaceae
Source: the annotation of a GenBank genome assembly
AUGGGCUACGUGGUCACUAAAGCUAACAACUCGAGAACCGCGCAGUCGAUUGAGGAGGCAUACGAGGAGAGUGUGUUCAGAUCUUUCGGUGCCUGGGAAGUGAUCCGCCAUGAUCGUGAGCCUGCCUUGAUGGCUGACGUCUACCGAGCGUUCAAUCGGAUCCUUGGUCAGAAGCAGAAGGCUACAGUGGCCUACAGGCCUCAAGCCAACGGCAAGGCCGAGCGAAUGGUUCAAACAGUCACACGGGCGGUCAAGAUGUACGUCCAAGACGAGGGCAAACAUGACUGGGACGAGUAUGUAGAGCGUCUGCCUCAUACAUUGAACACGGCAUAUGACCGGAUCUGA